Striga hermonthica is the source of this 933-nucleotide messenger RNA. The record is from the annotation of a GenBank genome assembly. NCBI's taxonomy places the organism in Eukaryota, Viridiplantae, Streptophyta, Magnoliopsida, Lamiales, Orobanchaceae.
AUGGUCGGGGUACAGCUGCAUCGGCAUCUGCCUUACCUUCAUCUUCUUCGUUUGUCGUGUCUGCAUUUGAGCAGCAACAAAGACGCUAGAAUUCUCGCACACGUUAAGACGGAGCAGCCAUUGUUGAGCCGUUCAAGAGGCCAUAGCGCACAAGGUCUGGCAGCUACGGAGACGACGAAAUGGCGAGAAUUACGAGGCGAGCUGGCGGUAGAUAGAUCGAAGAAUACUUGGUGGGGGUGGCGAGCUGGCGAUAGAAAUAUAGAGGGAGAUCUGCCGGGCGGCGAGCCGGCGGCUGAAUUAUUAUAUCUGCACAAUCGCUCCUUUAUCCCCAGAGCGGCACGGGUCUGGACCAUCGCCGCCGCGACUAUUCCUCUUCUCCAGUUUUGUUUAUGCGUUGUUGCAUGUGGGUUCGACCCGUUUUCUUGGAGGAGGAACAUGAUCAUUGGCCAAUCGAGCCAAUACUCUACGGUUGCAGUCGAAAUUGGUGACGUGGCGGACACUUGUAAAGAGGAGAAUCUGAAGAAACACGUGCUCCGACCCUUAUCUCCUCAUCUCCCCAUCUACAAACCCCAGCUAAGUUCGACCACCUCAAUUCUCAAUAGGAUAUCUGGAGUUUAUCUCACUGCUUAUGUUCUUGGUUUUUAUCUUGUUCCUAUUAAACUGGGUUCUGUUAGCUUCAGCUAUGAGGAUGAGAUAACCCACGGUCACAUGCAGGCUCCCGGCGCCGACGAUCUCGUGGCGGCUAGAACCAAAGUGGCGACCUGGCUACACGGCUCGGCUGGAGAAGACAGGUUAAAGGCGACGGAGAUGAUUAAAGCAAUGAUCGAGGAUGGUGUGCGGGUGUGGGCCGAUCGGGCAGCGCUGAUCCCCAAUCUGUGGGAUGUUAUGCCAGAACCUUCAAAAACUGGGAGAAUCUCGUUUACGAGUCCGUAA